AUGACAGACAUUGCAAUCGAUGGCCCCGGAGAAUGCAACACAGCUUCGGGCAAAAGUCUUAGGAGAAGGGUGAAUCUGAUCAAAGCAAGACGUCAUGGGAUAGUGAUGAUUGCACCAACUCCAAAGUUAGAAAAUAUCAGCAAAUGUUCUUAUAAUUCCACUUUUGAAAAUACAGAAACAUUUUUAAACAAUAAAAUGUUGGAUGUUAUAACAAUUUCUGAUGAUGAAAACUCUGAUUCUAUAAAUAUUUCCAAUAAUAAACCUGUAUGCUAUGAUACAAUUAAGUCAAGUAGCAAGAUUCCUUCUGCAUCAACUAAAGAAUCUGACUUUAUGGAUAUGGGCUUUCAAACAUCAUUCGAGAGUAAUAAAAGACUGACUGCUUUAGAAGAGAAAGAAAAUUUAUUUUCCAAAGAGAGAAGUGUAUGCAGUAAAGAGAAUAAAAACAGUAUUAUUAAUCUUAACCAAUUCUUAACAGAUAAAGUUUUCAAAUUUAUCUAA
Messenger RNA from Centruroides sculpturatus (bark scorpion), 498 nucleotides. RefSeq lists its product as uncharacterized. Lineage: Eukaryota; Metazoa; Arthropoda; Arachnida; Scorpiones; Buthidae. Bases 1 to 498 code for a protein of 165 amino acids. The transcript has 5 exons. The record is from RefSeq and is a predicted model, not a curated record.